UUCGACUUAUUGUAAAUCCCGAGGGUAGGCGUGUGGGCUAUGGCUUUGUUGAAUUUGAUUCUGCCGAUGCAGCACAUAAUGCGCUCGAACUUAUGAAUGGUGAAUACUUGCUCGAUCACAUUGUUUUUCUUGAUGUGGCUAAGCUACCUCCGUACCGUCUUCUACACCAGUACAACCUUGCAGAGAAGCUCUGCUAAGGGAUUUAAGGGAUACAUCACUUUGUUCUCUCGAAAUUUCAGUUACGAAGACUAUCUUCGACGAGCGAUCACAAAAGGAAGACUUGAUGAAACUUCCUAUGAAGAAGGAGAAGGCCUUGAUGGAACUCCAAGUUUUGUUGAGGCAGUUGCUGUAAGACGUAAGACUAUCUCCGUCGGCAAUCUCCCUUGCCCAACUGUAAUACGAGAUAUCAUCGAUUUAUACAAAGAUGUUGGACAAGUUGUUCAUGUUCGACUUGUUACAGACUGCAAGGGCAAGCAAAAUGGCAUGUGCUAUAUUGAGUUUGCUUCUGCUAAAGAAGCAGGGAAGGCGAUGAAAAAGAAGUAUUUGCAUGGUCAAAAAUUGUAUAGUUAUCCGGCUGAGGAAUUUCCAAACCUUCCGCGUCCCAAGUAUUGCAUCGAUCACAAUGUUUGGUACGAAGAUCAACUUGGACGAGAAAACCGUUUGAUCGAUGAGGAAUUGGAGGAAGGAUUUGGUGAAACUCGUGAUUUUGCCGAGGAAGUAGCAUUAAGAAAAAAAACACUCUUUGUUUACAAUCUCUCUCCCAACGUAACAACACGUCAGAUCUCUGCUUACUACAAAAAUGUUGGAGAAGUUUGCCGUGUUCGACUUGUUGUAAACCGCGAGGGUGAGCAUGUGGGCUGUGGCUUUGUUGAGUUUGCUUCGGCUGUCGAAGCAAAGAAGGCGCUGCUGUACGAGAGUAGAGCUCUGAAUAUUCAUAUCAUUUCUGACGUGGUUGAGAUGUCUCCAUACCCUAUCCGACCAAAGUACAACCUUGCAGAGAAGCUCUGGAGGAACGAAGAAUACCUUCUACCAGUAAGCCUUCCGAUAGAAGGAGAUUAUUUGGAGAAACCGGAGGUGACUAAAUUAUUCUGCGGUAAGAGGAUAACCUUCUCUGACGAUGACUGAUGGAAGAAGAUGAAGAAGCUAUCUGGUGUUUUUAAACUUGUGAUACAUUUCAACUUGAUGUUCUAGUUUAGUUAUUAUUGUGUUGAGUCUAUGUUAAAAUAUGCUUUAACCUGUGAUGUUUUGUUAGAUUCAAUCUUUGGUAUCUUUCACCAAAGUGAAAAAAGACCAGUGGUAGAAUCAUUUAUAUUAGUAUAAUGUCUUAGUCUUAUA
Messenger RNA from Brassica oleracea var. oleracea, 1335 nucleotides. Its product is annotated as nuclear localization sequence-binding protein-like. Gene Ontology annotation, biological process: mRNA splicing, via spliceosome. Bases 97 to 1125 code for a protein of 342 amino acids. The record is from RefSeq and is a predicted model, not a curated record. NCBI's taxonomy places the organism in Eukaryota, Viridiplantae, Streptophyta, Magnoliopsida, Brassicales, Brassicaceae. The transcript has 10 exons. Gene Ontology annotation, molecular function: U1 snRNA binding; mRNA binding. Gene Ontology annotation, cellular component: U1 snRNP; U2-type prespliceosome; precatalytic spliceosome.